GCUGCUGUGUUUAGUGCUGUAUAGUCCUGUGUGUUUUGCAAACGAUGAUCUCUGGAUGACUGCAAUAUAGAACAGUAACAUUUUUCAUUGUCUGUAACGAAAAUCAGUUGCCUGUCUGGGAGAAAAAGAGACAGAAUAAGGUUGGGGACAUUGGAGGUAUUUUCUGGAGGAAGAAAACCGAUUCUAUCAUGGCAGCAGAGAUACCACAAUCAAGACAGUCAACUGACAGUGUUUACGGUAAACCGACACUGACAUUAGGAACCGCCAAGGAAAUUGUUAACACACGUUAUUGUUUAGAGAUUGACGUCAUAAAAGAACUGUCAGGUUCCGUUGACCAGAAUUUCUAUGUAUCAUCUAGUGUUGGAGCACAGACUACAGAGUUUGUUCUAAAAAUAAUAAAUUUAAAAGAAUCUAAGUGUGAAGAGUUACUGAUGGGACGUAUUGAAAUAAUGUGUUGCCUAAAUAAUGACAAUAUCAAUUGCCCUGUGCCUGUCAAGCUCUCUGAUGGUAAUUACAUCACGUGGUAUGGCACGAAAGAAAUUUCAUCAUAUUGGUUUUGAAAAUGACGAUUCUAUUUGGAAGCCACACUGCAUGAAUGCCAUUCAAGAAUUGAUGCAUAUAAUUGAGCUAGAAGAACGGAAGACAAUGGUUGAAUGUGUUAUACGCAUGUUCAACAGUAAAGUGUCACCACAUCUAAAGAAGUUGAAGA
This is a messenger RNA of Saccoglossus kowalevskii, 709 nucleotides long. RefSeq names its product hydroxylysine kinase-like. Gene Ontology annotation, molecular function: amino acid kinase activity. Lineage: Eukaryota; Metazoa; Hemichordata; Enteropneusta; Harrimaniidae. The record is from RefSeq and is a predicted model, not a curated record.